GCAACGUACCCUAUGCGAAUAAAUCUCAACUGCACAGAAUGAAAUCCGCUUAUUGAAAUUGCGUGGAAAUUUCAGUUCCAUUCUCCCAAAGCAAAGGGAAUCCUAGUCAGAGGCCACGUCAGCAUUGAAUCGCGACCCUUGGUUUGAUAAAUACACGCAUCACUCUAUUUAUUAUCCGCCAUUAAUUUUGAACGCGUCACUUAAAACAACAAUCAUCGUCAUAGCUUCUCUUAUGUGUGUUCUGUAUCUUGUAAAAUUCACAUUCUUCUAUUUUUUAAUUAUCAUUUAAAAAAAAACCAAAAAAAAAAGCACGAACCCACUUGCCUGUUUCCGUUUUCUCAUUCUCUAGUUUCUUCUGAGUGUUGUUCGACGUUUCUUCUCCUGUCAUCCUCCCGGAAGAAGAUGGCGUCGUCAUUAGGCAUUGCCUGCGGCGGAAACAACCAUUUCGCCGCUGGAAUUUGUGGUCAGAAGAGGUGCGAUGUCAAUCGAGUGGUAUCGUGUUCCAUCGCGAUUGGUGAUUGGACUCGAUCGACGGUGAGGAAAGGGAGAAUCUCGGCGGCGGCGGCGACUGUGACAGCGAGAGGACAAGAGAAUUUUAGGACGAUUGUGGAACGGCAGGGGAAGCGCGGGGGAGAGAGGAGCGACGCCGUUGAGGCUCAGGAGAAGCUUGAUAGGUGGAUGAGGGAUUCAGUGGUGGAGAUUGUGAAGAAUUUGAAGGAAGCGCCGUUGCUAGUGCAAGUUUUUACAAAGAGGAAGGGUGAAACGGUGACGCUGGCGACGGAGAAGGAAUUGGUGGUGGGUGAUUGGGAAACGGUGAAGGAGAGAUGGGAGACGGGGGAGACGCCGUUGCCGGAGGGUGUUAUAUUUGUGGAGGAGUUGGGCGGUGAUGAGGCGGAGGAUGGUGGCGAAAGUGGGAGAAAAGAAAGAACUACGAAGGUAUGGGGGGUAGUUGUUCAGGGGAAAGGUGUCGGGUGUGACCCGGUUUGUUAUUUGUUGAAAACGAGUCGGGUUGGAUCCGGACCCGGUACUGGAAUGGGUGUUUUCUCGACCCACUUUUGCUUGGUGAGAGUGAAGAGUUUCAGGGAAACCGCACAGUCUCAACUUAAGAAUAGUUGGCUAUUGCAAAGUCACUGGCUACAACAGUGAUCCAUUUAAUUUAUAUAUUCAUAUUGUAUAGUUUUUAAAAGCAAUUUUUUUUUAAGUUGCUACAAUUUUAGUAUAAAUCAAAGAUGUGGAUCUGUACAGGACUAAAGCCAAUAUUAUUUGCUCUAAUUUGAUUGAUCGAUCGAUCAAACCAUCAAAACACCACUUGUUUCUAGGGGAUUUUUAUUUGUUUGUUUUAUUGAUCAUUAUGGGAUUCAAUUCAAGAUUGAAUACAUGUUGUUCCGCAGUGAUGCAAUUGUAGUAAGUAUCUUUGUGGAUCUAUAUACACAAGGAAUAUGAAUGGAUCAUGUGCACAAUGUGAAAUAGUUCUUUAUAAAUCUUACUCGAUUCUUCUAGUA
Molecule: messenger RNA, 1502 nt
Organism: Cicer arietinum (chickpea)
Lineage: Eukaryota; Viridiplantae; Streptophyta; Magnoliopsida; Fabales; Fabaceae
Source: RefSeq, a predicted model, not a curated record